UCACUGCGUGGAAGGGGUAUAUUGAGAUGUUCCUUUACUCCCACUGACUUUAGACUUUCGUUUUCUAUCGCUCAACAACGGCGGCAGCAAAGUUGUUAAAAUAGGAAGCGACCUCAGGAAAGAAGUCCGGCCUCGGGGAGCCGCCUGAAGAAAAAGUGACUAAGCUGAGCAAUGCUAAUGAAGGGGGAUGGUGAGAGCUGAGGGUGCGCUGAAGUGUAGGAAUUCCUCGCGCUCCGGAGAACUCCGAGGAGGGGGCGGGGCUUAGGGCGUUCGCAGCCUGGGGAGGCGGGUCAGUGGUCGCUACCGGACUCCGCUUGCGCGUGCGCGAUGCGCACCUUCCCAGCGCUGUUUUCUGCUGCAACAUGGAAUUAAGCGCCGCGCGGCAAACAAUACUGCAACUACUUCGUACCGUGGCUCCGGCCGACCGCCCAGCGCUGCUCGAGUGGAUGCGAACUUCCCGAGAUUUUGAUGAGUUCACUCACGAUAAUAAUGACAGUAUGUUGAAAAGCAUAGCAGAAGAUCUUCGGAAUUGCUUACCUCUAGAAACCAUGCUUUCCUCAGAACAUCUAGCCCUCCAAAAAAUCCAGCAGCGGCCAGAACCCACAGUUCAUGUAGAUGCAUUCCUUUAUGAUGAAGAUUCUAUUGACUCAUUAUGUGAGGAAGGAAAAAUGAGCAGAAACUAUUGUGUGGUGUGUGGCUCAUACCAGACAGCACCUUUAGGUCAGCACUCAAGAUUUAUUUCUCAUUCCUUCUCUCUCAUGGAAUUGAAGUUCAUUUACCAUCACGUACUCCCUGAUCUGUCGGGAAAGCUCUUGGUUGACGUCGGCUCCAGGCUUGGCACAGUCCUUUACGGGGUAAAGUCCAGCUUAUGGACAUACUCAACAUUUGGAAAAUACUUUCUUCUCCUGCUAACAGCAGUUUUGCCUGCCACCAUCCAAGGUUAUCUUUACAGUUCAGCAUUGCAACUGUAUGGAGUAGAAUUGAAUGGAGACUUUUGCCAGUUGCAGGAGAUUAUCAUAAAAAAGUACCAGUUCACUGACAGAAUAAAGGUGCUUCAUGCAGACAUCUGUACCCAGGAUUCACUUCUGCAAAAUGCUGAUGUUAUUAUAAUGAAUAACGUCUUCGAAUAUUUUCUUGAUGAGGCAGAACAGGCCAGAGCCUGGGAAUGUAUCAGCCAUAACGUAAGGAAACAAGGAUCGUUACUGGUGACAGUACCAAGUCUUGAAGAGUCUCUCUCAGGUCUUCAGGUUAGUAUACAGUUAUCUUCCUGGGUUGAAGAGGUACCACUGAACUAUGAUGUAUACCCAGAAAAGGAUAUUAACAGGGAAGCUCUUGAACAAAUACAUUUAUAUAAGAUUCUCUAGCACUAAAAUAGUCCUACUGCAAUAUAAUGUUUUUUGAGUAUUACAAAAUAAUGAAAAAGAAACAUAACCCCAACACCCAAACACCUAUUUUUUGUGUGUAUUCCUUUCUAGUCUUUGUACAUGUUUACAUAUUUAUAAAUAGUUGCAUUUGUAUAUUUGUAACUUUGAUUUGUGUGAUAAUUUAAUUAAAAUACUUACCUGAAAA
Myotis lucifugus (little brown bat) is the source of this 1569-nucleotide messenger RNA. RefSeq lists its product as uncharacterized. The coding region runs from base 363 to 1364 and encodes 333 amino acids. Gene Ontology annotation, molecular function: methyltransferase activity. The transcript has 8 exons. The record is from RefSeq and is a predicted model, not a curated record. Lineage: Eukaryota; Metazoa; Chordata; Mammalia; Chiroptera; Vespertilionidae.